AUGGAGGAUGGUUCUAUGCCAAUUUGGCGCACAGGCACAAACCAGCCGCUCCUGUCAGCGCGGACUUGUGGGAGCUUUGUCUACCCCGUAGUCCGUGCAGGUGGUCCAAAUUGCCGAGUUGUGGCUUGUUGUGUUUCUACCCAAGUUGCCAAGGUCUGGUCUAGAAAUUUAGCCUUCUGCAUGAUCGAGAUUGAUGCGGCGGUGUCGAAUCCUUCCCGCUGCGUCUCCCACGUGAAUCUGGGAAUAGGGACCCACGUUACAGCUGAAAAAGUUAUCUUUGCUCGGCGGAAAGUGGGUUCGAAUCCUGCUCCCUCCACCUCCUCCCCGCUUACCGUGGCAAGGAUAACCCGGCUGGCUAUCGACAACAACCACCCGCCUGUGCCGUCGAGCCCACACUUGUUGGGAACUUCGUCUCCAUGGCUACAAACGACCGACAGCUCCGCUGUUUGGACACAGGCCCCUCUCGAUGAAGAGCCGUCAACUGCCGUCAGACGAAUCCUCCGUGCGCCUGAAGGCACGGGGUCGCGUCAGUGA
This is a messenger RNA of Pyricularia oryzae 70-15, 534 nucleotides long. RefSeq lists its product as uncharacterized. The transcript has 5 exons. Lineage: Eukaryota; Fungi; Ascomycota; Sordariomycetes; Magnaporthales; Pyriculariaceae. The record is from RefSeq and is a predicted model, not a curated record. Bases 1 to 534 code for a protein of 177 amino acids.